ACAAGAAGCCUAAGUAUAACUUCAGUUGACCAAUCAAUGUUUGAAAAAGCACAAGGAGAGAAGGUUACGUUGCCAUGUACUUUUGUACUCUCAGAAGAAGAUGAAGGCCCACUAGAUAUUGAGUGGGUACUGAUACCAGCAGAUAAUCAAAAGAAGGAGCAAAUAAUAAUUAUGUAUGCUGUAGACAGGAUUUAUAAUCAUUAUUAUGCUGCUAUGACUGGGCGGAUGCAGUUUACCAAUCCUGAUCCCAGAUCUGGUGAUGGUUCAUUGGAUAUCCUGAAUUUAAAGUCAGCAGAUACCGGCACGUACCAGUGCAAAGUGAAGAAGGCUCCUGGAGUUCAAAGCCAAAAAAUACAGUUGACUGUACUUGUAAAGCCAGCAAGAACUAAAUGUUCCAUUGAAGGAUCACAGGAGAUUGGAAAAGAUGUUAUCUUGAAAUGCGCAUCACAAGAAGGAUCCCCACUUUUGUCUUAUGACUGGAGGAGAGUAUCUGGCACACAGGAGCUUCCUGCCACUUCCAUGCUGAAUAAAAACACAGGGGAACUUCUCUUGAAAAAUGCAUCUCGAGACUAUUCUGGUACAUACAAUUGUGUUGCCUCAAACAGAGUUGGCACGGAUGAAUGUUCCAUUGAGCUGAAUGUCACCCCUCCUUUAAAUACAGCUGGUAUAAUUGCUGGAGCUAUUAUAGGAACUCUGCUGGGUCUUUCUGUACUGAGUUUUCUUGUCUUCUGUUGCUGUAAGAAACAUAGAGAGAAGAAAUACGAGAAAGAAGUACAUCAUGAUAUCAGAGAAGAUGUCCCACCUCCAAAAAGUCGCACUUCAACAGCCCGCAGCUACAUAGGCAGCAAUCGUUCUUCUCUGGGUUCAAUGUCUCCCUCAAAUAUGGAAGGAUAUACCAAAACUCCAUAUAGCCAAGUCCCAAGUGAAGACUUUGAACGUACUCCUGGUCAGAACCCAACCUUUGCACCUUCAAAGGUAGCUGCACCUAAUUUAAGUAGAAUGGGAGCUGUUCCUGUGAUGAUUCCAGCACAAAGCAAAGAUGGGUCCAUAGUAUAAAAUUUUAUUAAUUUAAAUGCUGUUUUUAAAGUGUUCAUUGUAAGUAUUAGGGAAAACUACUGUGUUCCAUCCCUCAUUUAAACAAUGGCAUGCAAUUUUCCUUGAAGAAAAUGAACAAGUUAGUUUUAAAAGCCACCAAUUCUCAUUUUAAAUUUUAAACUUAUUAGUAUAUGACAGUUGAACUAUUUACUAAGAGCAUUGAAGUUCCUAAAUAAAUAUCGGACAC
Messenger RNA from Cariama cristata (Red-legged seriema), 1282 nucleotides. RefSeq names its product coxsackie virus and adenovirus receptor (gene CXADR). Gene Ontology annotation, cellular component: intercalated disc; basolateral plasma membrane; bicellular tight junction. Gene Ontology annotation, biological process: homotypic cell-cell adhesion. The record is from RefSeq and is a predicted model, not a curated record. Bases 37 to 1056 code for a protein of 339 amino acids. Lineage: Eukaryota; Metazoa; Chordata; Aves; Cariamiformes; Cariamidae. The transcript has 6 exons. Gene Ontology annotation, molecular function: cell adhesion molecule binding.